This is a messenger RNA of Rotaria sordida, 849 nucleotides long. NCBI's taxonomy places the organism in Eukaryota, Metazoa, Rotifera, Eurotatoria, Philodinida, Philodinidae. The record is from the annotation of a GenBank genome assembly.
AUGAUAUGUUGUGUCUCUGCUGUUAUACUUGCUCUAAUAUUUUUAUUUAUAAUUAUUUUUGAUAAAGUAUAUCGUAAAGUUGGAAUGAUACUUGUUGUGAAUUCUUGUUUAGCUGAAUUUAUAUUUGGAAUUUAUUUACUUGCUGUAACUCUAUUUACAUUUCACAAUGAUCUUAAACAAAUUUACUUCUACGAUUCAUUUUGUCUUAUAACGGCUUACAUAGGUUAUAUGUCAAUUGGACUACAAAAUUAUUCUUAUUUAUUACAAGCAAUCUAUCGAUAUAUCUUGAUUGUUAAUCCAUUGGGAUUAUUCUAUCAAUCAGUUAAAUUUCAAGUUUUUCUCAUAAGUUUCACAUGGAUAUGUUGUAUUAUUUAUCCUAUUCCAUUAGUGUUUACUGGUCAAAUAAAAUAUCUUGUUGAUGAUCAAUUAUGUCAAAUACCUCCUGGAUUUUCGUUUGUAACAAUAUUCAAUGCAUUUUAUAUCUAUCUAUUUCCUAUGAUAAGUAUAGUAUUAAUCUAUUUAAAAAUGGUUCGAUAUGUACGCGAGAUGAGUAAACAUGUAACUCCAGUUAAUAGAUUAUUUCAUGCUCAACGAGAACUAAAAAUGAUUCGACGUAUAAUUUCACUUGUAUCCAUUUUAAUAGCACUUGGUUUACCUUAUCAAACUCUUAUUAUUGUGUCAUUCUUUAAAAGUGCACCAAAAUAUCAUUUUCGUAUUGUUUUUAUAUUUAUCAAUGCAUCAUUGGUAUUUGUCUUGAUUGCUAUUUUAGAAAUUACAGAACCUUUGAAAACUUCUUUGAUGAGAAGAAUAAAUGGUCGAGCAACAAAUGUUGUACGAACAGUGGCAUAA